UAGGACCCAUACAGGGGAAAAGCCAUAUCACUGCAUGGAGUGUGGAAAGAGCUUCAGUAAUAAAAGUCAACUUAAGUCACACGAGAAGAUCCACACGGGAGAAAAACCAUUUCAAUGCAUGGAGUGUGGAAAGAGCUUCCGUCGCUCUGAACACCUUACUGACCAUCACAGAAUCCACACAGGGGAGAAACCCUUUCAAUGCCUGGAGUGCAGAAAGAGCUUCAGUCAAAAAGUUCAUCUUAAGUCACACGAGAGGAUCCACAUGGGAGAAAAAUCCUUUCAAUGCCUGGAGUGUGGAAAGAGCUUCCAUACAUCCAACAUCUUAACGUCCCAUCAAAGUAUCCACAGAGGAGGGAAACCAAAUCAAUGCACCGAGUGUGGGAAGUGCUUCAGUCAAAAAAGUAACCUUAAUACCCAUAAAAGAAUCCACACAGGUGAAAAGCCCUAUAAGUGCACCGAGUGUGACAAAUGCUUCACCAAUUCGGGGGGCCUCACUUGCCACAAAAGGCUCCAUUCUGGGGAGAAACCAUAUAAAUGCUUGGAGUGUGGAAAAACCUUUAGCAACAGCUCUUCUCUAACCAUACAUAAUAGGAUGCAUAAAGGGGAAAAGCCUUAUAAAUGCCUGGAGUGUGGAAGGAGCUUCAGUAAAAAUGGUCAACUUAAGUCACACGAGAGGAUCCACACGGGAGAAAAACCAUUUCAAUGCAUGGAGUGUGGAAAGAGCUUCCGUCGCUCUGAAUACCUUACUGAGCAUCACAGAAUCCACACAGGGGAGAAACCCUUUGAAUGCCUGGAGUGCAGAAAGAGCUUCAGUCAAAAAGGUCAUCUUAAGUCACACGAGUGGAUCCACAAGGGAGAAAAACCCUUUCAAUGCAUGGAGUGUGGAAAGAGCUUCCGUGCAAAAAGUAGCUAUCUCAUACAUAGCAGAAUCCACACGGGGGAGAAACCCUUUCAGUGCUUGCAAUGUGGAAAGCGCUUUUCCCGUUCUGAUAGCUUUCAUGCCCACAAACGGUCCCACACAGGGGAGAAACCGUAGAAAUGCCUGGAGUGUGGAAAGAGCUUCCGUAC
Pseudonaja textilis is the source of this 1068-nucleotide messenger RNA. NCBI's taxonomy places the organism in Eukaryota, Metazoa, Chordata, Lepidosauria, Squamata, Elapidae. The record is from RefSeq and is a predicted model, not a curated record.